This is a messenger RNA of Plasmodium malariae, 14166 nucleotides long. RefSeq names its product conserved Plasmodium protein, unknown function. Bases 1 to 14166 code for a protein of 4721 amino acids. The record is from RefSeq and is a predicted model, not a curated record. The transcript is spliced from 2 exons. Lineage: Eukaryota; Apicomplexa; Aconoidasida; Haemosporida; Plasmodiidae.
AUGAAUAGCCGAAUAAAUAAGUCAUCAACUAGUAAAAAGGGAGCAUAUAAUUUUCGAAAUGUUGACUUAAAAAGUAAGAAGUUAAUUUCCAAAAAUAGUUCGAAGGAAUAUUCAGUACUAACGCAAAAGAAUAAUGAAAGGAAUAAGAGUAAUAGAAUAUUAUUUCCUGAAAAUAAAAAUACAACAAAUAAGGUUUUGCAAAAACAGUACAAUGCACAUAUGGACAGUAAUUUAAUGACCAAUGAGGAUGAUAAUGAUGAUAAUAAUGAUAAUAAAUAUGAUGAUAAUAAUGAUAAUAAAUAUGAUGAUAAUAAAUAUGAUGAUAAUAAUGAUGAUGAUAAUAAUGAUGAUGAUAAUAAUGAUGAUGAUAAUAAAUAUGAUGAUAAUAAUGAUGAUGAUAAUAAAUACGAUGAUAAUAAAUACGAUGAUAAUAAAUACGAUGAUAAUAAAUACGAUGAUGAAAAGAAAAUAAAUGGAAAAGAUUCUUUCAAUAAACAAGUAAAAAAUGAUUCUAAAAAGAUGAAUAUACUAUUUAACACAAAUGUAAAGAAAGAUGGAGCUCUCCUUACUCCUUCAUGUAUAAGCACAAAAAGAGGAGUAGAAUUUAAAAAAGAUAAAGUGCAACUAUUUGCAAGUAAAAGUGGAAAAAACAUACAUAAACGUUUUAAAAAUAGAUAUAUUUCACAUAAUGAAAGACAAUCUAAUGCAAACGAUCUUGUUAGAAAUGUUAGGGGUGUACUCCAUUUAUGUCAAAGAGAAGAAAGGAAUGACCAUCCAGAGAAAAAAAUUAAAAGCGAUAUACCUAUUACCUGCAACAUAGAAGGGAAACGAAGAUCGGUCCAAUUUAAUGGAACAAUAAACAAUGCAACCCCUCUUUAUGAUGAUUAUUACCGCUCCGAUACUUCCCAAUGUGAUGAUGAAGAUAGUGAAGAUCGAAGAGAAGAUAGAAUAUGUUUUCUUUCGAACAAUACAUAUAGCAACAGGUUCAAUGCAGAACGACAUACCUUUGAAAGGAGCUCCGAUUUAGUAAAGGAAAAGAGUCUAAAUGUGAAGGAAAAAAACAAUCAUCUAUGUGCUAAGGGGAAUAUCAAUUCGGACAUCAAUUCGGGUGUAAAUUUCGAAAAAAUCUGUGUAAAUUCCAUGGUACCAAAUUACAAACACAAAAUAGUCCCAGGCAGUAAUGCUACUAGAACAUCUUCUAGUAAAUGUGAAGGAACCAGUAAUAGGAAUAGAUAUCAGAAUGAAAAAAAUAUGAAUUUUAAAAACUUGAAGAGGAACAACCCAUACAAUUUAAGAGAAAAAAAUAAAAAUGACUGUGCAUCAUAUCAAGGGGGAUCUAAACAUCAGAACGCUAAAAAUAUACAGUGUAACAAGGGGAAUAAAACAAAAAGUAGUGUUCCUAGCCAUGCACCGUACACCUCUACAGCUAAUGCUGCAAAAAAGGAUGGUCAGUACACAAAUGAUAACAAUAGCAUCAGCGGUAAUGCCAGCGGUAGUGGUGGCUACAGCGAUAACAACAGCGGUAGUAAUUUCACAAGCGGUAGCGGUAAUAGUUUCAAUAGAGGUUGUGGUAAUAAUGGUCUAACGAUGCAAGAAUUUACACGAAAGAGCCAUAACGAUCAGAAUAAGAGUUUGAACAAUUAUAAUAGAGAAUCUAAUAGUAUAAUGAGGAUUCCUCUCUACCCUAACAACAUGGAGGCUUUAUUAAAUAAAAAAAAGAAUGAAAACAUGAACAGUUCAUACAUGUCAAACGUACACAAUUUUCAAACUAUUUCAUCGAAAAAUAUAAGGAAUAAAACAGAAAUUCCUAUAAAAAAUUGUAUCAUGGGAAAACAAAAUAAUUUGUUAAAUCCACAAAGAAGUAGUAAUAUAUGUCAACAAGCAGACACUUCACUUUUAAAGAAAUAUAAUAUUCUAAAGGUAACGAGUACAAAAAGUUAUAUAUCUAUAAAUAAUAUUAAUAGUAAAAGUUUUCGUAGUUCUAUUAUUAAUUUGAAUAAUUCGAAAAAGAUCUUUCCAUCCAUUAACUGUGAUACAUCUAUUAUUAGUGAAAAACCUUUCACACACAUAUCUAAUAUAGCGGGUAGAGGAAGCCAACCCAAUUUUAUCAAUUCUAAUAUACCAAUUAGACAUAAUAAUAUACCUCAUAGAAGGGAUGAACAUAAGGAUCUUUCACAUGAUGAUCAUAUUGUUCAUGCUUCUAACAAAUGUAACACCUAUAAUAAAAAUGAAAUGUCUAAUGAUUAUUCUCAUCAAUUCUCCUUGCUUGGUUCAAAAAAAAGCAAGACUCAUGCAGUUAGAACUAACAUUAACAUGCAUGCAGAGCGUAGAAGUAGUACUCAAACAACACCACCUAGUCGCAUAAACACACAUAAACAUUUAAUUAAUGGCGAUGUGAAUCAUUAUUCCAAAAACAAAAAUUAUACCAGAGAAGGAAUGUCCAUUACUAUUAAUAAUGAAGGUGCUAAUUUUAAUAAUGAAAAUAAACAAUUAAUAAGUGGACCAAACGAUAUGAACAGUUCAUGUAAAAAAAGAGGAGAUUCUUCCUUGAACAAUUUUAACAAUAAAAACAUGCUAUACCUGAAACAUGAAAAUGUAAAAAAGGGUUUAACUUUUGAAGAAAUGAGAAGAAAGAGUUUUGAAGCCAUUCAUAUUGUAGAUCUACCUACAAAUAAUAAUAAUUUUAAAGAAAAAAAUAGAGAAUUGCAACACAAAAAUUUUCAUCUUUCUAUGGAAGAAAAAAAAGAUGAUGAUAGAAAUAGAAAAAAUUCAAGAUUUAUUGUUAACCAAACGAAAGAAUUAUUAGAAGCAAACUACAUAUUGAAAAAGAGAAAAUUAAAUGAGAAUGAUAAAAAAGGUAAGCAUCUUAUUACUCCUUCGUCGAUUACCAUAUCGACUCAAAAAAGGAAAACAACGAAUACCAGUAUACUUCUGAACGAUGAAAAAGGUAUCCGUAAUAGUGAUAACGCUACUAAUACUGGUAAGGUUAACCUCCUACGUAAUGAUAAAAUGCUCAUGUCUAAUUUUAUUCACGUAAAAAAUAAAAAGAUAAACAAAUAUAAUAAUUAUGAUAGAUUAAAACAUAUAAAAAUAGAUACUUCUGCCGUACAUGAUGAUACGAAUGAAUACUCACUUAGCAAUUCUUCUAAUGAAAAAAUUUGCAUUGACAAAAGUGACUUUAAGAACAACACAGAAGGAAAUAGAAAAGAUGAAAUUAUUUUUAACAAAAACAUAACAGGUAAUGUUCAAGAAAUGGGAAGUCUUCACAAAAUAUUAGGAAACGAAACUGUGCAUUAUGAAAAGCACAAUAAGAGUAAUAGUGAUCACCUAUGCUUACACAAUAAUGCAUUACUUAGUCGGGAUAGCAAGUCUACUAGCAGUAAUAGGAGUAAUAUAUUGAGCGCUGCAAAAUGGGGAGUUAACGAUAAUUCUGACCAGGAAUAUGGCACAGAUAAAACACAGCCAGACGAUUCAAACGACGUACAAGGCAGCAACAGGCGCAGUCGACAUAUUAAUGAUAAACAAAACGUGCAUGAUAGCAGAAUUUUUAACAAAAACGAAAAAGAGAUGCCCCAAGCGAAAACAAGGUUCUCUAAAAAGAAAGAAUUAAUUAUUAGUAAUGCUACUCCUGUUAAUACACUUACUGGGAGUAAUGGUACAUUGAACAAGAGAGUACAACCAGCGAACAUCACAACAGAGAAUGAGAAGAUGAGAGAGGGUGAUAAAACGAAGAACAAUUCAAACUUUUCGGAAUUAUGUGAAUGUUCAAAUGGAGCAACAAACGAGUACAAAAGUGAAGGCAUGCCAACUGAAGAUGAUGCUAGAGGCGUUGCACGCCCCGAAAUCCCAUGCAGGGGUAUCCAGUCGGUAGCUACAAGAAGCCUAAAGAACACUGCGAAUGACCAAAAUAAUAUGGUUAUUCAAAAAAAGAAAGACAUAAUCCAAAUAGGAGAUGAUAAGGAAAAGGGCAUUACAAAAAUGACUGCAGAACCAUUUCUUACACAGAAAGAGAAGUUAACAAAUCAGAAGAAAGAUAGACAUGGUACCCUAUGCAUGCAAAAAAAUAGCGACAGUGAAAAGGAGAAAAAGCUAGGUUAUCAUAAAUAUUUUUAUGAACAAAAAGAGGUAUCAAAUAAUAUGAAUAAUUCUGGGGAACGUUUUAUUUCCUUUAAGGAUGGGAAAUAUUCCAACGAACGUAAUAGAAGGAAAGGACUGGAAAAAGUGAAUACAUAUAAAGACAUAAAUGAAAAACUCAAAAUUACAAACAGCAAGGACGAUAUAACACAUUUUCAUGCGAGCAAAAAUAAAGAAGUAGGUAUGAAGUUUUUCCAAGGAGAAGAAAAACAAAAAAUUGCAAAUAUUACAAAUGCCAUAAGAAAAGACGAAAAAUAUCAUUUAGUUAUUGCUAGCAAAAGCAGGAAUAACUCCGAUGUGCCUGCAGCACAAAUGAGAAGAGUGAACGAAGGUGUAAAGGAAGGUGGUACGGAAAGUACUAAAAAUUUCCUAGGUUCCAAUGGAAUUGUAGUUCAUCUAGGAUCAGAGGAAGUAAUGAUCACUCAACGUAAAAUGAACAUCCAAAUGACAAGCAGUCCUCUUACGACACAAGAACGGGAGGGCGAUAUAACAAGUGGAGAUGAUUACACUGAUGAAGGUAAAAUACCCACGAAAAAAGAAAAAGAAAUAAAAGAUAUGAAAGAGAUGAAAGAGAUAAAAGAAGAAAAAAAAGAUAUUAAUAAAAAAGAAAAUAGCGAAAAACAAAUUAUUGAAAAAGGAAAUAAUAAAAAUGAAAUUAGUGAAAAAGAAAUUAAUGAAAAAGAAAUUAAUAAAAAUGAAAUUAGUGAAAAAGAAAUUAAUGAAAAAGAAAUUAAUGAUAAACAAACUUGUGAAAAACAAAUUUGCCAAAAACAAAUUUGCCAAAAACAAAUAUGCGAAAAACAAAUAUGCGAAAAACAAAUAUGCGAAAAACAAAUGGGUGAUAAAGAAAUUUUCGAAAAGGAAAAAAUUCAUUGCAAUAUUUACCCCAGUGAUAAUAAUAAGGACCGCACUGAUGAGUUAAAAAAUUAUUCCAAUUUUUCAAAAAAAAAAAAUUCAAAGGAAAAAAUAAUGCACGUGUCUGAGGAAGCAAUUAAUGCAAAAAAAAAUAUAUUAGAUUGUGGCAAUUCUUAUGAUUGUUCUGAAUAUGAUCAUGCAAAAAAAAAGAUGAAACAACCACUGGUGCGCAACUGCCAUAUUGAUUGUGAGAAGCUUGGCGAAAAAAUAUUGGGCGACAAAUUAUUGGGUGAAAAAAUAUUGGGCGAAAAAAUAUUGGGCGAAAAAAUAUUGGGCGAUAAAUUAUUGGGCGAUAAAUUAUUGGGCGAUAAAUUAUUGGGCGAUAAAUUAUUGGGCGAUAAAUUAUUGGGAAACAAAUUAUUGGGCGACAAAAUGGAUGGCAAAAUAAUUGGCAAUAAAAUAAUUGAUGAUAAAAUAAAUAGCGAUAAAAUAAAUAGCGACAAAAUAAAUAGCGACAAAAUAAAAAGCAACAAAAUAAAUAGCGACAAAAUAAAUAGGGACAAAAUAAAUAGCGACAAAAUAAAUAGCGACAAAACAAUUAACGACAAAACAAAAAAAAAAUACAAUUUGAGAAAUACGAAAGAAUGUUAUGAUGACCUAAAUAACAAAUUUAAACAAAAAUAUUCUGGUAAUUUGCAGAGUGAUAAUUUUGUCAUUUUGCUAAAUAACAAUACAAAAAAAAAAAAUUUAUUCGAAAAAAAAAAAAAAAAAAAACAGGGACAGCAAGGACAUCAAGAGGGCGAGAAGGAAGAAGACGAAAAAGAAGACAAGAAAGAGGACAAAAAGGAGGGCGGAAAACUGGACAACAAGGAAGACAAAGAAGACGAAAAACAGGAUAGCGAAGAAGGCGAAAAACAGGAUAGCGAAGAAGGCGAAAAACAGGAUAGCGAGGAAUGCAAAAAACAGGAUAGCGACGAAUGCGAAAAACAGGAUAGCGAGGAAUGCAAAAAACAGGAUAGCGAGGAGGGCGAAAAACAGGAUAGCGAGGAAUGCAAAAAACAGGAUAGCGAGGAGGGCGAAAAACAGGAUAGCGAGGAAUGCAAAAAACAGGAUAGCGAGGAGGGCGAAAAACAGGAUAGCAAGUCAGACGAAAAAGAAAAGCAUACCAUGAAUAACGCAGUUCAGCCGAAUAACAAAAAAAAAAUUCUUAAUGUAGAGAAGAAUAAAUACACAACUGCGCCAAAUAGAACAACAAUGAAUAAGCGAAAUAUUCCCCCAAGACAGAUGAUCACUAAUGUAACGGAGUUAUCCUCCAUUAACAUUAAAAAAAGGAAAACAGUUGGAACAAAUAUCUUGAAGGGAUCUGCUCCUCAUCCAUCAAGUAAUUGUGUAUCCGAUACGUUGAAUAAUAAUCCAUGUAAUGAUAUAAAUGGCAGAAGAGGCCAUCUCCAUGAGGGUGCUCACUGGAAUCAGAACACCUAUAGCUACUGCAGCAGUUCUUGCAGUAGUAGUAAGUAUAGAAACAAUAGUUAUACCCUCAGCAAUUACGGAGAAAGUGAAAUGGAAAAAGACAGGAUGACCAUUUUAAAAAGUAAUUUGAUUUAUAAUGGUGUUAACAGGUCUUGUAUAAAUGAGAAGGAGAAUUAUAGUAGUACAACCAACUCUUUAUAUGAAGGAGUAAAUAUAAAAGAAAAUAGCUCAACGAAUAUAUCAGACUUAAAUGAAAGUAGUAUAACAAACAGCAACUCAAGACGAGUCUUACCCAAUAAAAAACAGAUAGAAAAUUUCAUUUUGACUAUUGAUAAAUCGCAUAGUGAAAAAAAGAGCACAACAAAAAAUGACAGCUGGAAUAUAAUCAAAAAGGACGGUGUUAAUAGGUAUUCCCUAUCAAGUGAUAUGCCAUCAUCCCAUAUUAAUGAUUUACAGAAUGGAAGAAAAGAAAAUAAUAGAACAACCUAUUUUAAGGAUAUAUUAUUUUGUGAAACAGAUAAUAUACACAAUAGUGAAUGUGGUAGUAAUUAUGAGGAUAGAAUACGGAGUGGUAGUAGCAGCAGUAGUAGGUAUUCUUUUAACUCAUUCAAUGGCUUGACUUUAUCUUUAAAUAACGAGCAUAUCCAAGGUAGGAAGUGCGACAUCAGUGAAGACAACCUAAGCAUUUUUCUAAACUCGCUUAUAUCAAGCAUGAGUGAAGGAAAGGAAGGAAAUAACAUAAAAAUGGAGGACUCGAGGGGGGAAGACGUACAUAGCGGCCCCUUGCAUAAUAGUCCAUUGCAUAGCAGCCCAUUACAUAGCAACCCAUUACAUAGCAACCCAUUACAUAGCAACCCAUUACAUAGUAGCCCCCUACACAGUAACCCAUUACAUAGUAGCCCCCUACACAGUAACCCACUACACAGUAACCCACUACAUAGUAGCCCCCUACACAGUAACCCACUACACAGUAACCCACUACACAGUAACCCACUACACAGUAACCCACUACACAGUAACCCACUACACAGUAACCCACUACAACGUAACGACGUCUUUUCGAGCAAGCGAGGGAGCUCAUUGUUCCCGUGGAACUCCCACAACGAAUUAAAUAAAAGUAACAUGCAUGGCAAUUUUUCAAACCACGCGGAUGAGGAAGGAAAAGACGAGAAAAUGAUAACACGUAGAGUAUCAAAAGAGCGCAUUAUAAAACUUAUCGGCUCGAAUAAUGUAGAGAACCGCGAAAGAGAGCAAGCGCAUGUUCAGUAUAACCAGUUAAGUUUCCUAAAAGAGGUGUCAGAAAAGAUUUAUAAUAAUAGUGAAUACAAAAAUAUCAUCAAUAAGAUUAUGUGCAAUGAAAAUAAAAAUUAUGAUAAGGACUGUUUAUCUUAUUACACAGAUUUACACAAUGAUGGUAACAACAAGGAAGGCAGUACAAGUCUUAGCUGUUGUAGUAAAAGAAACAAUUGCAUUUACGAUAAUAGCCUCCUCUUUUUAGAGAGUAAACUAAAGAAUAUGAUGGUACAGUAUGCUCUAUGCAACCAGUUGAAUGUUAGUAUUAAUGCAUCAUCAUAUGAUGAAGUUGAGAAUGAACUAAUCAAAAACUGUUGUUCUUCAAAAAUAAGAGAAUUAAUACAUAAUGAAAAGGAUUAUGAAGAUUUAACAAAAGGUAAUAAUAGUACGAAAGAUGAGUAUAUCAAUGAUAUUAACAAAAGAGCACAAAUUAAUGAUAAUAUUUUUGAUAUUGACAAAAUACACCCAUGUAAUUGUAUGCUUUGUUUAAAGAACGAUGUUAUCGGUGCAAAUGUAUCGCAUAACAAUCCUUUAAGCGAGUUUUAUCAUAACAAGGAAAAAGACUGCUUAAGGGAAGCACUCGCGGAGUAUAAUAACGACACACCCGUGGAUGAAAAAAGAAGAAAAAAAAUCAUCUCCGGCAAUGGUAAUAACCACGACAACAACAAUAAUGGUAACAACAAUAGAAGUGAUAGUUGGGGCAGUAGGGACAACCAAGAUAGUACCGAUAGGUGUGAUAACCGAGUGCGUAACAUGAGUCACAUUAAGACGUUCAUUCAAAAUAUAUGCAACUUGAAUAACCAAGAAAAUAAAAAAUUUUAUGAUAUCUACAUUAGCAAAAUGAAAAACAAAGAGUACCAACUUGGCAAGUUUGCAAUGUCCAAAAAUUACACCCAUUCUAGUAGCUGCGAAUGUAUAAAUAGCUACAAACCUAGUGAUUCCCCAGAUAGCCCUAAGAAAUUUCGAACCACGAGAACUGAAUCACUUAGGGCAGGUAGUAACGUAGUAAAUUUCCCCAGUACAGAUGAUCAAAUAGUAAGUAGUAUCCUUCACUCGAAUGGAUUAAGUGGGUUAAGCGGGUUGACUGGCUUAAACCGAAUAACCGGAAUUACCGGAUUACCUGCAGAAUCUUCCAAUAAGUUGGAUGCAUGCAAUGUAAGCGGGACAGCUAGACCUAAGAUUAGUUGCAUUGACAGUAAUGAAAAAGAAUACAGAGAGAGAAGUAUUAUGGAGACAGCAAGAAUGAUCGGAUUGUCAACUGGGAAUAAUGAUACUGAAGGAGAAUAUCCAGAAUAUUUAGAUAGUUUCCAAAAUUUUCCAAGUAAAAAUAUCUUAAAAUAUAUGAACAUGACAGAUAUAAUAAAAGAUCAGAAGGGAUAUGAGGAAGAAGAGGAAAAAAACAAAAAUUAUUUGUCAUCAAGUAAUUAUGCACAUAUGGAUCCAGCAAGAGUAGAAGGUAAGGAAAUGUACCAAACCAUCUUUUCAGAUAUAAACAAGGAGUGUAAUCAUAUUUUAAAUUUUGCGAACAAUGAAAAGAGUUUACAAAAUGCACAUCCAAGUGGUCAUCUAAAUGAGGGGAUGUGCAUAAACAGAGAGAACAGUGCACAAGAAAAUUACAGCUAUUCUCAUAUCAACAGUAGUAACAACAUUCAAACAAAAGACAAUAAUUUGUUAUUUCAGAAUGUUAAAAAUUUGAUUACAAGUAGUAGUAGCAGUAAUAGUAGUAGUACUUAUAGUAGUAUAAAUAUCGGUGCAAAGCCACAAUCCCUGACAAGUUAUCACGUAUCUAAUUUGCAUAAUAACUAUUUUAGAUUAGGCAACGUUAACUACUGUUACGAUAUUAUGAAAAAUUAUUACUCCGCUUUGUUUUUAGACGCACACAUGGGUAGAAGCAGAGCAAGAGGGGAAGCAGGAGAGGAAGCAGUAGCAGCGGCAGUAACAAUGGAAGCGGCAGCGACAACAGCAACUGUGGAAACCCCAUCUUGGAGUAAUACCAGUGCCAAUACUACUAUUAUGUCAAACCAUGAGUGCCGUCAUUGCAAAAACAUGAUCAACGAAACGGAAAAGGAAUUUUCGAAUGAACAAACUGCGCAAGAUAUGCACAAGGAGAAGAGUGUAGUGAGUUUUAUCAACAUGAAUAUAUUAAACGAAAAUGCUCUGAAUGUAAAACAGAAUAAGAAACCGUAUGAGUCGUACGUACCACUUAAACCUUCUUUUGUUCCCCAUAAGAAAUAUCGUUACUUCAGUAAGAAUAACAUACACACUGAACAAGCAGCACUAAAUCAGAACUUCCAUACAUUUCAAGGAGUAAAGGGAGAUGAAAAAAAAAUGCAGAUUAGCAAAGUACCUAUCGUUGAGGAAGUAACAAAAGAUCAAAAGAACAAUACAUUGAAGAAAAAAAGAUACUCACCUAAAUAUAAAUCAAGUGAAAAGGAAAAAGGCUCAGUUAAUUAUUCAUUAAAUGCUCAUGAUGAUAAUUAUAAAAAGGUUUAUAUAAAAGAGCGUAAGUACAUAAAGGGAGAUGGAAAUGAUAAAAGAGUGUGUGCAAAAAAUGAGGAAAGCUAUCUACUCAAAAAUGGAUACAUGAAUCUAAGGAGAAAACAAGAUACGACUAAAAUUUUAGGGAGUGGUGAUCAUACAAAAAGGGACCCUCCUGAUAAGGUCAAGCGAGAUAUGUCAAGCCCCCCCUUUGUGUGUAAACAGAUUCAUAAUGUUGCAACUGCAGCUAUAGAAGGUACGAGUAGCAGUAAUAGUAAUAUCAACAAUAAUAGUAUCAGCAGUAGUAAUCUUAUCAAUAACAAUAGCAGUAGUAAUACACCGCUACUUCAUAAGCAGACGUCGUUAAACGAACCAAUGAACAUACAUAAAGAGAAAUGUAAACGUGCAGGCCUCACGAAUGAAGCAUUGCCAUUGGAUAAGCCUAAGGACUACGAACAUAUUGUAUGCAUAAUAGAUAGUGCUACAGAUGAUGAAACUCUUUCAAAGAUACAUGGUAAAGGAGUUAGAGGAAGAAAAAUAGAAAAUGCAAAUUUGGAUGAACAUAGACUAUCGCAAAAGGGUGUGGAUGGAAACACAGGAGGGGACAAGGAAAGCGUUGGAAGUCCUUUACAUGUAGACAAGUUGGACAACGCAGAACUUGUAUGUAAAGAAGUGGCGAGUGAGUUAGGGAGCAGGUUAGGAAGCAAGUUAACAAGCGAGUUAGAUAGUCAGUUAGGUAUACAGUUAGAUAAUCAGUUAGACAGACAGUUAGAUACGCAGUUAGAUAAUCAUUUAGAUAAUCAUUUAGAUACCCAGUUAGAUACCCAGUUAGAUAAUCAAUUAAAUAUCCAUUUAGAUACCCAAUUAGAUACCCAGUUAGAUAAUCAAUUAAAUAGCCAUUUAAUUAUUGGGAAGGACAACCAGGAAGAAGGCCAAAAUUGUGGUAACCAUCAGUACAGUGCAGAUGUGUUCAUGUUAAUAACAAAUAGAAGUAAUAACGCUCGCAGCAACAUCAGCAGUAACGGUAGUAUUAGCAAUGGAGGAAGUAGUAACAUAGAAAGCACGGACACUCGGGAGAAGACCACUUGCCGCACGGAUGAUAUUAAUGUUGAGGGAAAUUUUAAAAAUCAUCUUUCGGAAGCGGAAAAAUUGAAUAGAGAUAUACCCUAUAUAACUAAUAUAUAUAAAGAAAUGCACAGGUCCCCUGUGAUGCCUUUACGAAUAGAAGCCUUUCAUUCGUUGGAGGAUCAAAGAUUGAUAUAUGGAAAACCCGACUGGCAAAAAUAUUUAUGUCCUUUAUGUGAUAAAAAAUAUUAUCCGCCUAAUAGCUACGUUAAGAAUUAUACUCACUACUUAAACGAGCAUUGGAAGGGUAGGAAAACGCUCGGUGGUUACAUAAUAUUCCCCUGUAAACUUAUACACAAUAGUGUCAAGAGGGAAGCACAUACAGAAGUGGGUGUAGAAGUGGGUGCAGAAGUGGGUGCAGAAGUGGGUGCAGAAGUGAGUGUAGAAACAAAUGGAGACGUAGAAGGAGAUGGAAGAAAAAGCAGGUCAUACGUAAAAAUAAACAAAAAAAUGAAAAGAAAAAAAAAAUUUUUCACCGACCCACAUUACCAUUGUCCACUGUGUUUAAAUAUAUACUUUUAUGAUUAUGAUUUGUUAACGAAUCACUGUAUGGAAUUACACAAAUCCUCGGGAGCCGACCCUACGAGGACAUUACCCUCUAACCUUGUACACACACCUUUUACUAAUAGUAACGAUUACUACUGCACUAUAAAAAAUGCAGAUUCAGAGGCAAGCAAUAAUAAUAAUAGUGACAAUAGCAGUGAUAAUAGCAAUGGUAUUAGCGGAAAUAAUAGCGGCGGUAAUAGUGGUCAUAAUAAUACUGAUAAUUCAUCUUUGAAUGAGUUCCAAAUGGGUGAAGGCUCUUUCUCUUCUAGUCAUACGGGCAAUGACCCUGCACACGUUGAUCCUUCAUCUUCAUCUGGAAAAUUCAAGUACUCGAAUGACAACAAAAGAAAGUCAAAACAUAGACGAACGAGCAAAGUCAUUUUUUGUGAUGCAAUCCAAGUUAGGGAGUAUGAUAUUGAGCUAUCGAAGAUUGAGAAAUUCGGAGCGAGUAUUGGACCUGUGUUUACAGAAGAGAAAGAGACGAGUGGAAGUGACAAAGGGGAGGGAAGUGGUGAAGGUAAAGAAGCGGAAGUUCAGAAAGAAGUGGAAGUUCAGAAAGAAGUGGAAGUUCAGAAAGAAGUGGAAGUUCAAAAGGAAGUGGAAGUUCAGAAAGAAGUGGAAGUUCAGAAAGAAGUGGAAAUUCAGAAAGAAGUGGAAGUUCAAAAGGAAGUGGAAGUUCAGAAAGAAGUGGAAGUUCAAAAGGAAGUGGAAGUUCAGAAAGAAGUGGAAGUUCAGAAAGAAGUGGAAGUUCAGAAAGAAGUGGAAGUUCAGAAAGAAGUGGAAGUUCAGAAAGAAGUGGAAGUUCAGAAAGAAGUGGAAGUUCAAAAGGAAGUGGAAGUUCAGAAAGAAGUGGAAGGGUCGAAAGAAGCGGAAAAUAAUCCAAAUGACAAACAUAUGGCGGAAGAAGGGGCAGAAAUUACUGCAGUGGUCAAAGUGGCGAAGGGGGAAAACAACACGAAUGAUGGACAAAAUCAUCAAGGAAAUAAAGAAACUACGAAGGAUAAAGAUAGUAAAAUGAACCCAAGUGAUAGUAUUAUCAUUACAAGAGGCUCCAAAAAUGAAAGCAAUAUUACAAUUAUGGAAAAAAUAAAAAAAAAAAAUGAAAAGGAAGAUCUUAAUGUACUCCACAAGGAAGUAGAAACGAACAAUAGCUCUUCCAAGGAAACAAUACAAGGAAGCAAUAUAAAAAUAAAUGAUAAUGAACGUAAAUAUGGCAAAAAGAAAAUUAUCGAAAGGAAAAGGAAUAAUAAACAUCAGUCUAAUUUGAAAAAUUUGAAUGGUAAUUAUAAAAAAUGGGGAAGUAAAACCUUCAUCGAUAACACAUAUUUAAGUGAACACAAUGCAGACUACAUAGAGGGUAAUAAAAAUAGUGAGGGGAAAAUUAUUGAGGUCAAAGUUGGUAAGACCCCUAGUAAUGACGCAAAUAGUAACCAUAAUAAUACCCCCAGCAGUAGUAACGAUGGUACAUAUCAUAAAGCCAAGGAAAACGAAUUUGACCGCGGUGAUAAAGAUAUGCUAAUAAUGCAUGAUAAAACUGGUGAAAAGUUUUACGGUACGUUCUUAGAUGAACAGGUGGAAGGUAGUAAUGAAGCAGGGGGAAUAACAGAGGGGGGAGCUAAUCAUAUGAAGGUAGCGUAUCAGGAUGAUCAGACGAGUGAAAUGCAUAAGAUUGAUAAGAUUGAUGAAAACUCAAGUGGCGAUAAUACGGAUAAUUCUCGUAAAUUUUUCCUGAGCAAGCAAAGCGGAGAAGACACACAAACUGAGAACAAAAGCGAGUUACUCACAACCCUUUUCAGCAUCGACAGUAUUUCCAGCAGCGGUAACAAGACCAUCCCUUUCUCGUGCCUAUUAUAUGAAGGAUCUCUUCAAAUUAAAGAACAACCACUAAACGAAAUAUUACUUGAAAACAGAAUUGAAAAUAGUAAAGAGCAUACAUUUACACCGAUUAAAAAACGAAUAGGUGGUAAACGUAUAAAGAACAGUGUUGGUGAAAUUCAUAAGAAUAUUAUGUCUAAAUAUAAAAGGAAAAUUAAAAUAUGUACAAUGAAUGAAAAGAAAAAUGAACCCGCAUCCAUUUUUGAUUUCAAAAAUUAUGAUAAUAUUUAUAUGCCACCAAAAAAUAUGAGGCUAAAUUUGAAAAAUGAAAAAGAAAAUCGUAUUUUGAAAAAGGUUAUAAGACAGAAAAAAAAGGAAAAAAUUGUACCCCUCAAGUUAAAUUGCAGGCAAAGCGCUAGACUCAAAAAUAAAAAUAAAAUAUCGACUUAA